AUCCCAGUGUAAUGUCCCAAACUACCUGACAGAACAUCAACAGGAAGAAACUCUUCAAACUCUCUCUCUUCACUGGAUCGAAGCUACUGAGAAUCAAAGAGACUGCAAUUCACAACGCUUUCAAACAAAGCCAAAUUUUUGUGAAGAACUGUCUUGCAACACUGACAUGAUGUCCCAGCACGGAGUUUUGGCCAGCCUUUUCGGCGACGACCCUUUCUUCAGUCAGGAAAGGCUCCUGUGGCCACUGCGUCAUGAGGCCCUCUCCUCAUUGCAGCAGGACUUCUUCAACCAGAGAACCAAGCUGGCCGACAGCCUCCUCAGGGAGCUCCAUGACGCACCCCAACUGCUCAGAUUUUCCCAGUUCCCCCUCAUUUCCUCCACUUUGGCGAGGUUGAGUGACGAUACAGAGCAGCAGAGAGAGACUUCCGCUGUAGAGCUGCGCAAGGAGGCUCAGCAGGCCACAGAAAACAAUGGCGACCUCCUGGUGACCCUAGAUGCUCGUGGUUACGCCCCCAAUGACAUCACUGUCAAACUGGAGGGACGGAGCCUGGCAGUGGUGGCCAUGAAGCAGGCCGGAGCAGAAGAGAGCCAGUCCUGCUCCUCAUCCUCUUCCCAUGCCUCCUUUUGCUCCUCUGCCUCGUCUAAGAUGGGAUUCGCCCAGAAGAUCAACCUGCCUGCUCACCUCGACCUGUCCGGCCUCUCCUGUAACUUGAUGGAUGACGGACAGCUGCGUAUCCACGCCCCCGUGGCCAAGCAGCCAGUGAGUGAGGAACGUCAGGUGCCCAUUCGAUUCAGGACGGCGCUGGAAUUUCCCAUUUCCAAGGACAAGGCAGAGGAGGAACACACAGACUAAAACACACAUAACACACACUCCACACAUACUGUCUGAAUGAAAACACAUUUUUUAAUAAUUAUAUAAAUAAUAAUAAAUAAAUAAACAUGUUUUUAUGUCCACGCACACACACUUCCACGAAAAGACUGUCAAUGAAAGUUUACAAUUACAAAAAGAAUAUUUAUUUUCUAAUUAUUUGCGAUUUAUAUAAAUGUAUGUUGAAAUAAAGACUUUUGAAUUUAUUAAAUAAAA
Molecule: messenger RNA, 1084 nt
Organism: Larimichthys crocea (large yellow croaker)
Lineage: Eukaryota; Metazoa; Chordata; Actinopteri; Sciaenidae
Gene: hspb9
Product: heat shock protein, alpha-crystallin-related, 9
Exons: 2
Coding region: 167-853 (228 amino acids)
Biological process (GO): response to heat; protein refolding; negative regulation of apoptotic process
Cellular component (GO): cytoplasm; nucleus
Source: RefSeq, a predicted model, not a curated record